Triplophysa dalaica is the source of this 1787-nucleotide messenger RNA. RefSeq names its product cyclic nucleotide gated channel subunit alpha 4 (gene cnga4). Gene Ontology annotation, molecular function: intracellularly cGMP-activated cation channel activity; intracellularly cAMP-activated cation channel activity; protein-containing complex binding. The record is from RefSeq and is a predicted model, not a curated record. The transcript has 6 exons. Gene Ontology annotation, biological process: monoatomic cation transmembrane transport. The coding region runs from base 52 to 1752 and encodes 566 amino acids. Lineage: Eukaryota; Metazoa; Chordata; Actinopteri; Cypriniformes; Nemacheilidae. Gene Ontology annotation, cellular component: intracellular cyclic nucleotide activated cation channel complex; plasma membrane.
GAAUGGGUAGUUGACCCAUCUGAAGAGUUCUACUACACUUGGUUGCAAAUUAUGAUUCUUCCUAUCUGCUACAACUGGGUCAUCAUAAUAUGCAGGACUUGUUUCUAUGACAUUGAGAGGACAUAUUUGGCAGUAUGGCUAACCUUGGACUAUUUCUGUGACUUUGUCUAUGUAUUUGACACAGUUAUUGGGUUUCGCACAGGUUUUCUUGAGCAGGGCAUCCUGGUGAAAGACUUGUCGCGUUUGAAGAUGCGAUACCUGCGCUCUUCUCGCUUCAAGUGGGACAUCGCCUCCUUGUUGCCCACCGAUUUGCUGUACCUGCGGCUGGGUAUUCACACGCCUUUUGUCCGGAUCAAUCGCUUUCUACGCACAGGCCGUUUAAACGAGGCACUGGACCGCAUGGAAACACGCACAUCCUACCCUAAUACUUUCCGUGUCGCCAAACUGAUGUUGUAUAUUUUCGUGCUCAUCCACUGGAACGCAUGCGUCUACUUCUCUCUCUCCAAUUAUAUAGGGUUCGGAGCGGAUCCCUGGGUCUAUCCCAACAUGUCCGACCCCGACUUCGCUUCCACAAGACGCCAGUAUUUUUAUUGCUUCUGGUUUUCGACUCUCAUUCUCACCACGGUUGGAGACACACCGCCCCCGGAGCGCGAGGAAGAGUAUCUGUUCCUGAUCGCAGACAUGUUGAUCGCAGUGCUGGUGUUUGCAUCAGUCGUGGGGAGCAUGGGGGACGUGAUAUCAAGCCUGCGUGAUCGUGACAACGCGUUCUUUCCAAAUCACGAGCUGGUGAAAGGUUACCUGCGCAGCCGUCGCAUUAGCAAAGAACUGCAGAAGCGUGUCAGUGACUGGUAUCAACAUCUGCACAUUAACAAAAAGAUUACACGGGAGAAUGAGAUUCUUCAGCACCUCCCGAUCACACUUCAGACAGCGACUGCCGUGAGCGUCCAUUUGCCUAUUCUGUCCAAAGUCACCAUCUUUCAGAACUGUGAGAACAGCCUGUUGGAACAGCUGGUGCUCAAACUCAGGCCACAGGUGUAUAGCCCAGGAGAGUAUGUGUGCAGGAAGGGUGAUGUGGGUCAUGAGAUGUACAUUAUUAAUGAGGGCAAGCUUGCAGUGGUGGCAGACGAUGGAAUCACUCAGUUUGCUGUCCUGGGGGAUGGAAACUUCUUUGGAGAAAUCAGUAUCCUGAAUAUCAAAGGUAACAAAUCAGGCAACAGACGCACAGCCAACAUUCGCAGCAUUGGUCACUCAGAUCUGUUCAGCCUGUCCAAAGAGGACCUGACUGAAACACUUCUGGAGUACCCUGCUGCCAAGCGCCUGCUGGAAGAGAAGGGUCGCCAAAUCCUAACGAAGAUGGGCAUGCUGGAAGAGACGGAAGAGGAAGAGGUAGAGCAGGAGAAAACAGAAGACAAAGUGAAACGGUUAGAAGGCAGCCUGGAGACCCUGCAGACCAAACUGGCUCGCCUGAUUGCUGAACUGGAGUCCAGCGCCUGUAAAAUGAUGCAUCGAGUGGACCAACUGGAGGUGCAGACGGAAGGAUGGGAAGGCAUUGUGGCGGAAGGGGCACAGGGAGAUAUUGAAUACCAGCUGAAGGUGAAGGAAAGGGAAAUUGGGGAUGGGGAUGGGGAAGGAGAAGGAGAAGGAGAAAAGGAAGACGAAGAAGAACCACUGGUGGAAGGGGAGAGAGGAGAGUGUGAUGGAGGAGAGGAGAGCCUUGGAGAAAAGGUGAAGAAAGUAGGAACAGAUAAAUGACAGGGAAAAAGAAGACAAGAAAGGAGUAAUAAAGA